Exserohilum turcica Et28A is the source of this 1086-nucleotide messenger RNA. RefSeq lists its product as uncharacterized. The record is from RefSeq and is a predicted model, not a curated record. The coding region runs from base 1 to 1086 and encodes 361 amino acids. The transcript has a single exon. Lineage: Eukaryota; Fungi; Ascomycota; Dothideomycetes; Pleosporales; Pleosporaceae. Gene Ontology annotation, molecular function: protein binding.
AUGACUCCACUGCUUUACUGCGUCAAGUACGGCCACAAAUCUAUACUAGGAUUGCUUCUUGACAACGGUCUGUCCAUUGAUGCUUGUGUUUAUCGAAAGCCGUGGUCUCGGAACACUGUGACGACCGACACCUUUUACCAAUCAUCGGUUUCGGAGUCCGAGCCCGACAUUUCGGGCACUUCGGCUGGCCUAACAGCUUUACACUUUGCGGCCCUGACUGGCAAUUUAGACAUGACCAAGUUCCUUCUAGAGCGUGGCGCUAAUCCGAACGCUUUGUCCGAAUACAACGAGUCGCCGAUGCAUCUCACGUUGCGUAAAGCCCUGCAUGGACCAAAGCAUGACGACGAUUGGACCGACCCGGACUUCAGGAUAGAAAACGUAUGGGACUUCUUGGACUUUGAAGAAGACGAAAUUCAUUCAAUUUCUGCAAGCAUAAAAAUGCAUCGCGAAGGUGUGCUUGAUGCUCUGCUCGCAGAUGCUAGGACUAGUCUGAUGAUCAGAGACUAUCAACAUAACUACCCUUUGCACUGCGUUGGGUAUAAAGAACCUGGAAGUGUAUCGGUAAUCCAUAAACUAGUAUUCAGAGGAGCAAAUCCGUUGGAAAGGAACUUGAAGCAGCAAAACGCACUGCACCUUGCCAGUCGAGCUGGCGACCACGACGCGGUUGCUUUUCUGAUUUCCCUAGGAGUUGAGCCUGCCUUGACGGACAACAAGGGGCUCAAUGCUCUUCACUAUGCUGCACAAAGUCGAAACCAUGAGACAAUCACUAUUCUUCUAGAAGCAGCCAUAGCAACAAGACCAAGCCUAGUGGCGUCGAAGGAUAAUCAGGGUAGAAACUCGCUCCACCACCUGCUUUCUGCGUCUGCAGUUCGGCAUGAGACAAUGCAGUUGCUGCUCGACAAGGGGGUAGAUGGUUUGGAGUUGGACGCAUCUGGCAACUCACCUUUGGCGAGCUACUUCAAACGAGCAUGCCGGUUUUCUUCAAAUGUCACCAUCUGUCAACAAUUGCUUUCAGUUCAAGGAAGCUCUUUUUUUUUGUUGACAAAAACGGACGAAACCUCGGACACUUGUGUACUGUACCUGUGA